Bombyx mori (domestic silkworm) is the source of this 745-nucleotide messenger RNA. RefSeq names its product chorion class CB protein M5H4-like. Gene Ontology annotation, cellular component: egg chorion. Gene Ontology annotation, biological process: multicellular organism development; chorion-containing eggshell formation. Gene Ontology annotation, molecular function: structural constituent of egg chorion. The transcript is spliced from 2 exons. NCBI's taxonomy places the organism in Eukaryota, Metazoa, Arthropoda, Insecta, Lepidoptera, Bombycidae. The record is from RefSeq and is a predicted model, not a curated record. The coding region runs from base 117 to 611 and encodes 164 amino acids.
AUAAUCGUAUGACACGCAGAGAGAAAUUAAGUAAUUAAGAGAACUGUGUUGUAUAUAUAUACACGAUUUUAUUUUAAUCAUAACAGAAUCAAAAGCUACUCCGAUAUCUGUUCAUCAUGAAAGUAUUUUGUUUGUAUUAUAUCGCAGCCUUACUGGUCACGGUUGCAAACGGCCAGUGUCUCGGUCGCGAACCACUCUUACCGACAGGUCUUAGUCCAGGCUGGGCCGGUUUCGAUAGUUCUGUACCAUUCGACUUUGGAUUCGGCGGUCCAGGGAUUGGCUUCAAUACAUUCGCACCUCCAAACGGCUUAGCAGCUUCUUAUGGCGGAGGACUAACAGUUACCAGUUCCUCCCCCAUUGCUCCAACAGGAUUGACAGUUACUUCUGAAAAUACUAUCGAAGGCACGCUGUCUCUUACCGGACAGCUACCAUUCUUAGGUGCUGUGUCUGCCGAAGGUAAAUUCCCUUCUGUUGGCGUCGGAUCUGUAACUUAUGGAUGUGGAGACGGUAUUAUUGGUAUCACCGCAGAAAACCCAGUCAUUCCCUUAGCUUCAGGAUACGGAAAUCUUGGUGUUCCAUACAAUAGCAGAGGUUAUGGUCCAGUUUAUUAAUAUUGGUUUGUUAAGUUGUCACAACUAAUUUAGAUUUGUAAGAAUUUUGUUAAUUUUUCUUAGAUGACAGAUAAUUUAAGAUACUAGUGAUUAUUUAUAAAAUAUUCGUAAUAAAAUUUUAUUUUAUUUAAAAA